GCCUCAAUGGCGGUUCCGGUACACCUCAGUGUGCCUCGGAGGAGCCGAGUCUUGGUAUUCGCUCUGGUCUGCGUCGGCCUCAUAUUCUUCCUCCGAAAGUUCGAUAUAGCGAGUGGGACUACGCUCUCUCUUCCGUUUGGCCAUCGCGGGCCGAACUACGAUGUGCUGGAGUUUGUUGAUCCCCUGAUCGGGACAGCAAACGGAGGCCAUGUCUUUCCCGGCGCUACAUUGCCAUACGGUAAGACCCAGCUCAUAACCCCCUUAUCACAUCCCCCCGGUUGACGUCCCGUGGAGGUAUGGCCAAGGCCGUCGCCGACACCAACAGCGCGGCUGAAAACGCCGCCGGUUUCGUGUGGGACAAGGCGCCCAUUACCGGCUUCUCCCACAUGCACGACUCGGGCACCGGCGGUCAGCCAUCGCUCGGAAACUUCCCCUUGUUCGUCCACCCGGGAUGUCCCGACGACGACUUCUCCAAGUGUGCGUACUCGGUCAUGCAGAGGCCGACGAACCGCGUCCCAGGGUCGGUCUUUGCCGCUCCGGGAUACUUCCGCAUCAACCUGACCAACACGGUGCAAGCCGAGAUGACCACGACCGCGCAUGCCGCCCUGUACCGCUUCACCUUUGACGGCAGCGAUACCGUGACGGUACACACCACGGACGAAGAACCCCCGCAGCACAACGUGCCGUAUUCGCCCCUUAUUCUGGUGGACCUGAUCGACCUGAUGAACAGCCGCAGCAUCGGGGGCAUUCAGGUCUACGAGGACUCGGGACGCAUCAUUGGCGAAGGGCGAUACGCCCCGUCCUUUGGCUCGGGUAGCUACCAGGCGUUUUUCUGCGCCGACUUCACCGGCGCUACCAUCCGCAAGACGGGCACCUUCAAGACCAACAAAGCAACCGAGGAGCCGAAAUGGCUUGACGGCCUCGGGUCCGACUAUUCCAUUCCGCACGGUUCUGCGGGUGCCUGGAUCCAGUUCGAGAAACCGGAAAAGAACUCGAUCCUGGCCAGGGUCGGCAUGUCCUUUAUCAACGUGGAUAAGGCGUGCAAGAAUGCCGAGGCCGAGAUUGUCGACUUCCACUUUGAAAGGGUCGAGAGCGAUGCCAGGAAGGCGUGGCGCAAGAAGUUGUCCGUGAUUGAGAUUGACCAUGAGGGGACGAGUGAGGAGCUGCAGACGACCUUCUGGUCAGGAUUGUACCGCACUUUGCUGUCCCCCCAGAAUUAUACCGGGGAGAAUCCGCUGUGGAAUUCGACCGAGCCGUAUUUUGACUCAUUCUACUGCAUCUGGGAUUCCUUCCGGGCACAGCAUCCGCUACUGACCAUUAUCGACCCUGUUGCCCAGACCGACAUGGUGCGGGCUUUGAUCGACAUCUACAAACACGAAGGGAAACUGCCGGACUGCCGCAUGAGUUUCUGCAAGGGAUUCACCCAGGGAGGAUCCAACGCCGACGUGGUGAUUGCCGAUGCAUUCACCAAGGACCUUAGAGAGGGCAUUGACUGGAACACGGCUUAUGAGGCCGUGAUCUCUGAUGCAGAGGUCGAACCACCCAACUGGGGUCUCGAAGGGCGCGGCAACCUGGUGAGCUGGCACUCUCACGGCUUCAUCCCCUGGAAUGACAUCGACAAGAACGGCACCGGGCCAUCAAGCCGCAGCAUCAGCCGCGGCGUCGAGUACGCCUACGACGACUUUUGCAUUUCCCUCCUGGCCUCGGGCCUCGGACACGCGGCCGACGCAUCCAAGUACCGGCGGCGCGGCGGCAACUGGCGCAACUACUGGAACCCGGACCAGCGCGACAUCUACCGCGACUCAUCCGGCGACGUGACGCAGACUUCCUUCAAAGGCUUCAUGCAGCCGCGUCUGCUUAACGGUACCUUCCGCUACCAAAACACGCGGGCCUGCUCCCCUAUCCACGAGCAGCACUCGUGCUACUACGACACGGGGCUGGACACAUACGAGGGCAGUCCCUGGCUGUACAGCUUCUUCGCGCCGCAGGACAUGGCGACGCUGAUCGGGCUGAUGGGCGGGCGUGAGGCCUUCGUCGCGCGGCUUCGCUACUUCCACGAGAGCGGCAUCGCCUACAUGGGCAACGAGCAAGGCUUCCUGACCGUGUUUCAAUUCCAUUACGCGGGCCGUCCCGGCGUGAGCAGCGAGUUCGCGCGCCGCUACAUCCCGAGCCUCUUCAACGCCACCGUCAAUGGCAUCCCCGGCAAUGAUGAUUGCGCUAUGGGCGCCUUCAGCGCCUUCGCCAUGAUGGGCUUCUUCCCCGUCGCCGGCCAGGACGUCUACCUUCUCAUCCCGCCCUUUUUCCGUGAGGUGAGGAUCAAGGCCAAGGAAAAGGGUAGGUGGGCCGUGAUCAGGACGGUCAAUUUUGAUCCCGCUGGAAAGAGGAUGUAUAUUACCGGCGCCAAGCUCAAUGGCAGGGUGUAUACCAAGAAUUGGAUCACCCACGAGUUUUUCCUCAAGGGAGGGAUACUGGAGUUUACCGUUGGAGAGGAGGAAGGCGACUGGGGGACUGGGGACGAUGAUCUGCCGCCCAGUUAUCCAGUUGAGUGAGAGCACGAGAUGGAGAGGGGCGGCCAUGGAGAGGGUGGAGUGGCCGAUUAUGAUUGAAACCUCCGUAUAGAGAGAGAGAGAGGCCGAGGUACACGAGUUACCCUU
Molecule: messenger RNA, 2654 nt
Organism: Canariomyces notabilis
Lineage: Eukaryota; Fungi; Ascomycota; Sordariomycetes; Sordariales; Chaetomiaceae
Product: glycoside hydrolase family 92 protein
Exons: 5
Coding region: 297-2549 (750 amino acids)
Biological process (GO): glycoprotein catabolic process; protein quality control for misfolded or incompletely synthesized proteins; carbohydrate metabolic process
Cellular component (GO): nucleus; cytosol
Molecular function (GO): peptide-N4-(N-acetyl-beta-glucosaminyl)asparagine amidase activity; carbohydrate binding
Source: RefSeq, a predicted model, not a curated record